This is a messenger RNA of Ilex paraguariensis (yerba mate), 207 nucleotides long. The record is from the annotation of a GenBank genome assembly. NCBI's taxonomy places the organism in Eukaryota, Viridiplantae, Streptophyta, Magnoliopsida, Aquifoliales, Aquifoliaceae.
AUGGGAUAUCUUGAUGCAGAACCGGCGGUACGAAUUAUACACAGGAAUUUCUUGAUACUACCAUGGCAUAGAAGAUCUUCCCUUCCCCUCAUGGGCACUCACAGACCAUGUAUCUCCUAUGAGGUUGAUGAAGCAGAAGAUUGUGGGGAGACGGUGGUUUGUCAAGUUUUCAAUUCAUUUCCAUUUCCAGACUAUCAAGCAGAUUGA